Aspergillus calidoustus is the source of this 1389-nucleotide messenger RNA. NCBI's taxonomy places the organism in Eukaryota, Fungi, Ascomycota, Eurotiomycetes, Eurotiales, Aspergillaceae. The record is from the annotation of a GenBank genome assembly.
AUGACCAAUUCAACCUCCGUCGAGGGGCUCACCCCUAUCGAUGCCUUGAUGCCGCGGAACUACAUCCGGGCUGUCCUAAUCUUUGAAGAUGCAACAACCCAACACGCACAAACCACCCUACUCCUGCAAUCUGGUCUCGAUGUCAUCUCAAAGCAGAUCCCAUGGCUCUCCAGUCGAGUCUUCCCAAGAGCUUCAGCAGCCGGAGAACCGUAUUCUCUCGAGAUCCGAUGGGACGGACACACUACGCCAACGCUCCUCGACAAGGGUACGAUGGACAUCUCGUACGACACCGUUUCCGCAAACGGGAUGCAACCCGAGUUGAUUCCAGAGACCGUAUGGCCGGUGUCUGGUAUGAUCGACGAAUCCCUACACACAGCAGGAGCACCUGUUUUCGCGGCAAGUACGUUCCGCUUCGCGGAUCGAGGAUGCGGCUUGUGCGUUUGCAUGCAUCACAACGCUGUCGAUGGGGCAGCGUUUUCGGAGAUUAUACGGCACUGGGCAAGGGCUAUCGCAGAGCCUGGCCUGGUCAUUCCCAGCUCAUUUAAGGGGAGGUGCGAACGCCUGACGGCGGCGCUUGCGGAUGACCUCGCUGAGACGUCGUCCAUUUCGACAGACGGGCUGUUCGAGAAACAUCCCGAGUACUCGAGGCUCCCCCCCGCGGUCCCCGAGGCCUUUCCUUCGUCGACAUGCAAGCUCUUUACAGUCUCGCUGCACUGGAUCGAUACCUUGAAGUCCUUGCUGGCCAAACAUACAUCGACACCACCGUUCACAAACACGAUCCUAAGCGCACUCCUCUGGACCACAAUCACGCGUGUCCGAACAACAUCUGGCAGCUCCUCGCGUGCAAUCCAAAGCAGCCGCCUGGUAACAGCAGUGAAUGCGCGCCAGCGGUUACCACUAGCAUUCUCCCCACCAGACGCCCAAUAUCUAGGCAACGCAAUUCUGUACACUGUCGCCGAAUUCUCCGCAGCCGCACUCGCAGCAGCAAACGAGAGCCCCAUCCAUUCCCUUGCAGAAAUCUGCACCGCAAUCCUCAACUCCCAACCCCCAUCUACAAUCAACGCGCGCCACGUCGCCGAGGUCCACGAGCUGAGCACGCGCACGGGAGACCCCCGCGGUCUCUUUGUCGGCUGGGACUUGUUCAACUCGAGGGAUCUGACCAUCACCUCGUGGGCCGAUUUCGGGCUGUACGGGGUGGAUUUUGGACUGGGGUUGGGGAGGCUCGGUUUCGUGCGCUUGCCGUAUAUGGAGGCCGAUGGGGUUGUGAUUGUUCUGCCGAGGCGGAGGGGGGAAGGAGAGAAAGGGGUGGAGGUUCUUGUUAUGCUGCAGAGGGAUCAUAUGGAUGGCCUUGUAGAAGAUGAGAUGUGGCAGACUCUGACGAAAAGCUAG